CUCACCAGCAGGCGGGCAUGCCCGGAUUCUCUUGUUGUCUGACUGUUUUUGCGCCGCGCUUCCUUCACUUCUCGGAACAGUUUCCACCUACCUCUUACAGGACUGACAAGUGCUCAUGCGCCUUUCUCUUUGCCUUCUGUCUCUGGCCGUGCUGGAAUCUAUCAAGGGGCAAACAUUACGCAUUCCGUUGAAGCGGCGUCCUGCUGCCCAGGUGAUUGACUCCAUUCUUGCGCAUCCCCAAAGGCCUUUGCAGGGCACCGAUGAGCCCGGAGAAGGCGAUAUCAUUAUCUCGGAUGUGUCCAAUGCGCAGUACUUUGGAGAGAUAAGCGUGGGGUCGGACCGACAGGCAUUCCAAGUCAUUUUUGACACAGGAUCCUCCAACCUUUGGAUCCCUUCCGAGGACUGCUUGGCGUCCUGCGCCUCAAAGGCCAAGUACGACCACGAUGCCAGCGACACCUACGUGGAAAAUGGGGCCAUUUUCAAGAUCAUGUACGGAAGCGGCCCUGUCCAGGUAGAGUCCCCAACCUCCCUCCCUCCCCUCCCGGCGUUUUUUGGGUUGCCACAUGCGUCCUUCCUCUCCCCCCCUUUCACUACUUUCGUAAUCAUCGCUUACUUCGAGGCCACCGUCCUAAAUUGGUGCUGUCCCCUUCUAUCCAUGUUCUCCUUCUGGCAGGGAUACUUCUCGGAGGACGACGUGGAGCUUGGCGGACUCACCAUCUCCCAGCAGGCCUUUGCCGAGGUGACGGACGCCUCGGGAUUGGGCGCAGCUUUCGCCGCCGGAUCCUUCGAUGGCAUUUUGGGCCUAGGCUUCGACUCCAUCUCCGUGGGCAAGGUCACCACGCCCUUCCACAACCUGAUCAAGCAGGGUCUUGUCGCGGAACCCGUCUUCAGUUUCUACCUUGGGGACAAUGCCCCGGGUGAGCUGACGCUGGGGGGCACUGAUCCGGCCCACUACAAAGGGGAUAUCCACUACGUGCCUCUUAAGUCCGCUACGUACUGGGAGGUCGCCCUCGAGGACGUGCAGGUCCAGGGCCUCUCCCUCACUAAUGUCGACUCCGCUAUCAUCGACUCGGGCACCUCGCUGAUCACGGGGCCCAAGAAGGAGGUGGCCAAACUGGCGAAGCUGGUGGGGGCGACCCGCUUCAUCUUGGGGGAGUACUUGAUCGACUGCAACGCCCAAGGCCCUGACAUCGAUUUUGUGAUCGACGGGCGCACCUACUCACUGAGCGCGGACGACUACAAGAUCCGCGACGGCGGCCUCUGCCUCUUCGCCUUCAUGGGCUUGGACAUUCCCCGCCCCUCCGGCCCCCUCUGGAUUCUGGGCGAUUCCUUCAUGCGCCGGUACUACACGACUUUCAAUUACGAGAAGCAAAGCGUGGGUUUGGCUUUGGCGGCGUAAAGAAUGAGGGGCUGCAUGCAGGAUGAUGCUCGGAUAAAGCUUAGAUAUGUAGAGAUACGUGACUUCGUCUGCUGAUAAAUGUGAUGGCAGUCGGAACACUCCAAAAUGAGAGGAGCGAGGUCUGUUACAAAAUUCGGUCGAGUGGGGUAUGGUGUGUAAAAAGAAGAUUCAUGCGACAGCGAAUUAUUGCCGUAUUGGCACCCAAAAAUUGCGAGCACACACGUCUUCAUUUGUCCGGCUCCGCCUGCAUUACCCUCUCCCACAUUCGGGAUCGAUGGGUGCAGUCACCGCUUGUACGUCACGGUGUGGGAGCAUUAGGAGUCAACAAAGGA
This is a messenger RNA of Nannochloropsis gaditana CCMP526, 1731 nucleotides long. It is a transcript of the gene CTSD, whose product is annotated as cathepsin D. The transcript has 9 exons. Gene Ontology annotation, biological process: proteolysis. The record is from RefSeq and is a predicted model, not a curated record. The coding region runs from base 116 to 1399 and encodes 427 amino acids. Gene Ontology annotation, molecular function: aspartic-type endopeptidase activity.